AUCACAGUUCCUUUAAAUAUUUCCAACACAUUACACCUUCCAUUUGAUAAUAUUCACUACUUUUUAUGUUACAUUCAGUUAUUAAUAGUCAACCACUGCUGCCUUCACCACAAAAUGGAGCCAUACACCACAAGAAAGUACUACCUAGAGAUGAAGAUGUAAAAUUAUCCCAUAUAAAGCAAGAACGGAUGCGCAGUCCUGUGCCGGAUUUUGCCAUGUCACAUUUCCUUAACGAUGAAAUAAGUUACUUAUAUUGGUUUCAAGACAUUGAAGAAAAUUUGCAAUUGUAUCCUCAAUUUAAUCCAUAUUUUGUCCUUGAUAAAAUCCCCCUACUGGGAUACACUUUGGAUUAUCAAGAUAAAGUAAAGAAAGCCACUGCUAAAUGCAUAGAAAAUCCCGACGUUAAUCAAUAUUUGAAUUUUCAAUUGUACAAUUCUAUAAACCAAUCAUUACAUUAUUUAGUGGGGGAUAAAACCUUUAUUGAAAAUUUUGAGGCAAUAAAGUUUCACUUUCACCAAACAAUAAACCCAUUCUACUUGAUGACAUUAGAACACCAAUUAAGUUUUGAUUUGAAUAACAUAUUGAAAUUUUUGACGGAUUUAGAUAAUUUGACAAAAGUAUACACACUCACAUUCCAAAGACCUCCAACUAAUGAAUUGAAAUUGGAGUGGAUUAUGAGAUGCUUGAAUCAUUAUAGUGACAUAUCACGAGAGAUCCAAUUGAACUGGGAACAGAUUAAUAAAGAUCCAAUAUUGAUUAGAAGGAUUUUGACGAAAUAUGCCAAUUCAAGGAUGAAACUUAGGAAACGGAUUUAAACUGUAUUAUUUAGGGAAUUUUUUAUAGAUGUUAGUAAUGUACAAUUAUAUUG
This is a messenger RNA of Spathaspora passalidarum NRRL Y-27907, 868 nucleotides long. RefSeq lists its product as uncharacterized. The transcript has a single exon. Lineage: Eukaryota; Fungi; Ascomycota; Pichiomycetes; Serinales; Debaryomycetaceae. The coding region runs from base 66 to 815 and encodes 249 amino acids. The record is from RefSeq and is a predicted model, not a curated record.